UGUUUUUAGAGAAAUUGGAAAAGCUCACAUUUCCUCAAUUCCUUCAAGCUCUCUCAAUCAAAAUCAAUGGCGUCGUCUCUGUCUCCACCGGAAGAAGCUUCGUUUCACCACCGUCACUCCAAAAGAUACUCCUCUUCCUCUUCCAACGGCGUAGCUGUCGAAUCGGUUUCCGAUUUCGUCAAACGCCCCAAAAUCUCUCCUCCGAAUUACAUAUCUUCCUCUGAGAUCGAAUCAGAAUUUUCGCAUCACGAUCCAGACUUCACUCGGAUCAACAACGGAAGCUUCGGCUGUUGUCCUUCAUCAAUCCUAGCUCGACAACGAGAUUGGCAGCUCAGGUUCCUUCGUCAACCGGAUCGAUUCUUUUUCGAACAACUCAAACCCAAACUCUCAGAAUCUAGAUCCGUGAUCAAACGUCUCAUCAACGCAGAGCACGACGACGAAGUCUCAAUCGUCGAUAACGCUACAACCGCAGCUGCAAUCGUUUUACAACAAACCGCUUGGGCUUUCCGUGAAGGGAAGUACGAUAAAGGCGACGCGGUUGUUAUGCUUCACUACGCGUUUGGUUCUGUUAAGAAGUCUGUUGAAGCGUACGUUACACGCUCCGGUGGACAUGUCAUCGAGGUACAGUUGCCGUUUCCGGUUAUCUCGGCAGAUGAGAUUAUAGACCAGUUUAGGAUUGGUUUAGAAGCCGGUAAGGCGAAUGGUAGGAGAGUUAGGUUAGCUUUGAUUGAUCAUGUGACUUCGAUGCCUAGUGUUGUGAUUCCGAUUAAAGAGCUUGUCAAGAUUUGUAGAAGAGAAGGUGUUGACCAAGUUUUCGUUGAUGCUGCUCAUGGGAUUGGUUGUGUUGAUGUUGAUAUGAAGGAGAUUGGUGCUGAUUUCUAUACAAGUAAUCUUCAUAAGUGGUUCUUCGCUCCGCCGUCUGUUGCUUUCUUGUAUUGUAGGAAAUCGAGUAGCGGUGCGAGGGAUUUGCAUCAUCCCGUUGUGUCGGAUGAGUAUGGGAAUGGUUUGGCGGUUGAGAGUUCGUGGGUUGGUACUAGAGAUUAUAGUGCUCAGUUGGUGGUUCCUUCGAUUUUGGAGUUUGUGAAUCGGUUUGAAGGAGGGAUUGAUGGUAUUAAGAAGAGGAAUCAUGAGUCUGUGGUUGAGAUGGGUCAGAUGUUGGUUAAGUCUUGGGGGACUCAGUUUGGUUGUCCUCCCGAGAUGUGUGCCAGUAUGAUCAUGGUCGGGUUACCGGUUUGUUUAGGAGUGUCGAGUGAUUCGGAUGUUUCGAAGCUUAGAACGUUUUUGAGGGAAAGGUUCCACAUUGAAAUCCCGACCUACUUCAGGCCACCUGCAGACGGUGAGAUUGAUCCGAUCACGGGAUAUGUGCGUAUUUCUUUUCAAGUUUAUAACAAACCUGAGGAUUAUCAUAGGCUCAGGGACGUAAUUAACGGACUUGUGAGAGAUGGGUUCAGAUGCACGUCUCUAUCUGGUUGAUUAAGGGCAUCAAGCUUUUCGGGAGAAUGAAUCAUCCUGAAAGUUAUCAUGGUUUAGGUACCAUGGAGCUUCAUGAGAUAUAGUAACCUUUCUAUUUCCACAAUCAUAUCUCUCAACAUGAACUUCUUAUACAGUAAUCAUGUAUGAUAAAAUAAAACUAAGCUUUCUUCUAUUUCCUUUGCUCAUUUUCGCCUGUUCAAAAUCUCCCUUUCACAUUAGCAAGUCAGGGUAAUAACGCAAAUUGUAGUCAGUGUUACUGGUUCGUGAAUGGACAUGUCACGGUCGUAAAAGUUUAUAAUCUGUUACGUUUA
This is a messenger RNA of Camelina sativa (false flax), 1784 nucleotides long. Its product is annotated as putative L-cysteine desulfhydrase, chloroplastic. The record is from RefSeq and is a predicted model, not a curated record. Lineage: Eukaryota; Viridiplantae; Streptophyta; Magnoliopsida; Brassicales; Brassicaceae.